AUGCAACAAAAAUCCAUACCUUCAACCUCCCUAGAGGGAUCGAAAGUGGCAAGUAUCAUCAGCUGCAACGCAGUCUGCAUUUCGCUGGCUACUGCUGGUGUUUGUGCUCGGAUGAUAGCCCAAACAUACGCACGUCGUUUUGAUGUCGAUGACGUGACUCGCUACGGCUAUGGAAGACGAUUUGCACUUAUCGAGGCCGACGUGACGAAGGUGACUAUGUUAUUGAAGCUUGAUUUCGUUCUCGAAAUCUCUUACCUCAUCUCCUUAGCAUCGAUAAAGAUCUCUUUCUGUCUCCUAUACCUCAAGGUAUUUUCGAUUACCAAAUUAAGGUGGUUAUACUACUUGGUCAUUGUGAUCGUGACUUGCCAAUUCAUCGAAGAAUUAUUUGUUGUCAUUUUUCAAUGUUCACCAGUCAGCAAGUUUUUCCACCCUACAACAGUAGCGGGCAGCUGUAUCGAUCUUUAUGUUUUCUACUUCAUCUCCUUCGCUACGAGGCUGGCUACUGACAUACUUCUUUUUCUUUUACCUAUCCCACAUGUGCUAAGGCUUCAAAUGCCUUUUGGUGUAAAAGCUGGCCUGGUAGUGAUGUUCGGCUUGGGAUUGCUGGUAUGUGUAACGAGCAUAGUUCGUGUCGCUUAUAUACGGCAUUUUGAGAAGGAUCUGACUUGGGACCUUGUAGAGGCCUUGAAUUGGUCAUCCAUCGAAGUUUGCAUUGCCAUCCUUAUCGCAUGCAUUCCAUCUUUCCGCAAUCUCGUUGUUCGAACCUGUCCUGUCUUACAAAAGACACUUGGACUAGGAAGCAGCCAUAAGCCUAGCCAAGAAACUGAUACUUUACAUACCAGUCCAUUGGACCAGAAUUAUUUCACUCUUCCUAUAGCAGCGAAACCCUCUGGGCCCCGUGACUGCUUCCCUUUGCCAUCGCCGUUAGUAGAGGAAGGCAUCACUCCGAUAACUGAUAUGAGCGGCGCCCUGGAGCCGGAGAUAACAGAGCCGGUAGUCAGGACAUCUCAGCCAGCUGAGCCAUAUCUACGGACAAUGGAUUGCGUGGGACUUACAGGGCUUUCAUUGGCCCUAAAGCACCCUGGGAAAAGGGAAGAUCAGCUUUAA
Molecule: messenger RNA, 1107 nt
Organism: Penicillium waksmanii
Lineage: Eukaryota; Fungi; Ascomycota; Eurotiomycetes; Eurotiales; Aspergillaceae
Exons: 5
Coding region: 1-1107 (368 amino acids)
Source: RefSeq, a predicted model, not a curated record